Gastrolobium bilobum is the source of this 648-nucleotide messenger RNA. RefSeq names its product transcription repressor OFP11-like. Lineage: Eukaryota; Viridiplantae; Streptophyta; Magnoliopsida; Fabales; Fabaceae. The transcript has a single exon. The record is from RefSeq and is a predicted model, not a curated record. Gene Ontology annotation, biological process: negative regulation of DNA-templated transcription. Bases 1 to 648 code for a protein of 215 amino acids.
AUGCCAAACACGAGAAAUCUGAGGCACCUCAACCUCAACAUGUGUUUCUCAAAUUCCACUCCUGAAUCAAAAUCUCCUCCUAUGAGUCCCAUUGUCACUGCUACAACUUCCUCACCUCAUCAUAUUCAUCACAACCCUCCAUCUCCAUCGCCUUCAAUUAUGAUUAAAAACUUCAACUCUCUCUAUAACCCUACCUUAACCAUGGACCACUCUGUUUGCUCCUCUUCCCUUUCCACCACCUCCACUUCCUUUGAACCCGAACCCGAACCCGCCGACUUCGCCACCGCCUUUGCCUCCAAACGCUUCUUCUUCUCCUCUCCUGGCCGCUCCAACUCCCUCAUUGAAUACACAAAAACCAACACAUCCAGACCGGCGCCGCCAGGUGGCGCCGAUGGUUGCAAGAAGAAGAAGAAGGCAAUGUUCAACGGCAGCGUGGCGGUGCCGACCUACUCGCCUGACCCUUAUCUGGACUUCCGGCGAUCCAUGCAGGAGAUGGUGGAGGCGCGUCCCGAGCUGAUGGACGUGAAGUCCAAUUGGAACAUCUUGCACGAGCUUCUUCUUUGUUAUCUUGCGCUCAACCCAAAGAGCAACCACAAGUUCAUUCUUGGUGCUUUUGCUGAUCUCAUCGUUAGCCUCAUGUCAUUCUAG